Messenger RNA from Planococcus citri (citrus mealybug), 2653 nucleotides. RefSeq names its product pentatricopeptide repeat-containing protein 1, mitochondrial. Bases 249 to 2471 code for a protein of 740 amino acids. The record is from RefSeq and is a predicted model, not a curated record. Gene Ontology annotation, biological process: tRNA 3'-end processing. Lineage: Eukaryota; Metazoa; Arthropoda; Insecta; Hemiptera; Pseudococcidae. Gene Ontology annotation, cellular component: mitochondrial matrix. The transcript is spliced from 11 exons. Gene Ontology annotation, molecular function: protein binding; tRNA binding.
AUCACUGCAAAAUUUAGUUAUCAAUCAAAAUAAAAUACAACGUGAAUGCAAUUUUUGAAUUCAACAUGUUAAUUUUACAUCUCAAAAGAUUUGUUUUUCUGAAUUUCAUCUCGAUUCUACUCUAGUUCUGGUCCUGAGCAUAGUAAAAAAAUUCGUCAACUGCUUCAGUCAAGUAACCCAUUAUUUCAUUCUCUUCCAAUGUGCUUGGAAUUUGUGUCGGUUUCUCCUUCGUAAUAACCGAAAGCAAAAUGCAACGUAGAGCGAUAGAAUUGCUUUUCAAUACUACAUUUAGAAGAGUAUCAGCCCUAUCAACCAUCAACAGAUAUACUCCAUGUUCUCGUUUACAUUUAUCUCGACUCCGGUACAAUGUGGAAACACCGGCUCAAAAAGUUGCAUCAGUCGAACCGAUAAGUGAUUUUUCCAAAUACGAUGGCGACACAUUCGGUACAUUGGCUCCGGAAAAAGAUAUCAACGAUAAACUCGAUGAAAUGCCCGAAGAAGAAGACGAUAAAGUUGAAUUUUUACUCGAAGACGAAACAGGUCGAAAAGUGCGCCGAAAUAUUGGUUAUUAUACCAGAUUAAUCAAAAAAUUCAUCAGUGAAAAGAAGAUCGCUGAUGCCAUCGACGUUCUGGAAGAAAGAAUGCUGAAACGAGACAAAGUCAAACCGGAUUAUUAUAUUUAUAAUUUACUCAUAAAUGGAUGCGCCAGCGUAGGAUACACCCAGAAAGCUUUCAAAUUAUACAAUAAAAUGAAACAAGCUGGGAUAAAAAGGACAGCUCCUACGUAUACUGGACUUUUCAACGCCUGUGCGAAUUCUCUAAUCCCCGAAGAUGCUCUAAUUAGGCUCAAUAAUUUACGAAGACAAUUGGAAGAACAAGGAUUGAUGUUGAAUUCGAUUAAUUACAACGCCAUGAUAAAAGCUUACGCACGACUGAACGAUGUGAAAGCUGCGUUUUUAGUAGUUGACGAAAUGAUGACUAGAAAACUUCCGGUUGACGAGGGCACGUAUUCGUUUUUGUUCCAAGCUUGUAUCUCCGAUAAAGAAGCUGGAUUCAGGCACGCUCUAAUCUUGUGGCAUAAAAUGAGGAGAAGAUCUGUCAAACCGAAUAAGUUGAUUUUCAACCAGUUUUUGAGAUGUGUACGUGAUUGCGGUAUCGGUGAUGUAAAUGAGACCAUCGAAUCGGUGAAAUUAAUAGCCGGACGUGCUAACAAACAUAUGUUAGCUGCUGGAGAUGAAGUAGAAUUCGAUUCGUCAUCGAAACCAGAUUCGAGUACAGAAAACCUACCAGAAAGUUACCAAUCGAACGAUGAAUCUUUGUUAGAGAUGAAAGAAAAUAGACCUAAUUUAUUGGCUCCUGUUCCACAUUUAGGAAGUAUUAUUGAACUGAAAGAAGUUAAUACAUCUACAGACAGAUUAUUAUUAUUGGGAGGUUUCCGUAAUAUUUUGAGAGAAAUGGAACUGCGCGAUGUCAAACCAGAUAUAAAAACGUUUACAAUAUUAUUAGACAUGAUACCAUCGACUAUAGUUGCCGAGGAAGCACUGAUUAAAGAAAUGAAGAGACUCGGUGUCGAUAUGGAUAUAGAUUUUUGCAACAUGUUGAUUAAAAAAAGAGCUUACAGACGAGAUCACGAUAAUGGCCGAGCUGUACUCGAAUUGAUUCAAGCGAAUUUCUUGAACCCUGAUAUCGUUACCUUCGGAGUAUUAGCUCUGUGCUGUCGAACAGCUGCCGAAGCUAAGCUACUUAUUCAUGAUAUGAAACAAUUUGGUUACAGAUUGAACGUAGAAAUAAUCGGAGGAAUGUUGAAACAGGCCUGCUACACUUAUAAUUACGAAUACUUGAAAUUUUUAUUAAAAUUAAUGCUAAAACUAGAAAUCCAACCGAAUGAAAAAGUCAUGCAAAAUUUGAAAAUUCUUAUGAGCUCUGCGUCCAAACAUUUCAAUGUAAAGGAGAACCGUAAAAAAAUCCGAAACGAUGACAACCCAGCGAAUUUCGAACGUUACCAAAUGUUCAAAGAUUACUACAAACAAUGGAGAAAUGAAGUCACCGUGUACAAACCUCCUCACCCUUAUAAACAAUUCCGAGAGCGAUUCGAGCCUCAAAACGAAGAAGAGGAAGAAUUGCUCGAGUUGCAAAAUCAAUCCAACCCUCAAACAAAAUAUAAGAAAUCGUCCGUCCUCGAUGUACCGUUGAAAGGACCAACCAAAUGGCAUAAACCGAAACCGAAAGUACUCGAUUUGAAGAAUUCAAAAGAACGACGUCAAAAUAUGAGAAAACCUCAAGCUGGAAAAUUCAUCGACCGAGAUCAAUCGAACAAAGAACAAGGUACUAGACAAAUUUUGAAAUUUAAACCUUUCAGCGUAGAUGGCUCGGAGGAAAACCAAUCGAGAAAUUCUACCGACAAAUCGAUAUCUGAGAAAGCUGGCAGAAAAAUGAUUUGGAAACGAGCGGAUGAUUCUGCGGAAAGUUGAGCUCAAAAUCAAGUAUUGACUGAGAGAAUCAUUUGAAGAAACGGUAGUAAAAAUUUCGAGGAAGCUGGAAGUCGAGUGAAUAUGUAUCUGAGUUAUUCAAGAGGUUGAAAAUACGUUUGUAAUUUUUGUAAAAUUAGUUGAUCUUUAUAUCCAAUCCAAUAAAUCGUGUACUUUUUACAGCA